Alosa sapidissima (American shad) is the source of this 4423-nucleotide messenger RNA. It is a transcript of the gene ptk2ab, whose product is annotated as protein tyrosine kinase 2ab. The record is from RefSeq and is a predicted model, not a curated record. The transcript has 36 exons. Bases 251 to 3859 code for a protein of 1202 amino acids. Gene Ontology annotation, biological process: signal complex assembly; protein phosphorylation. Gene Ontology annotation, cellular component: focal adhesion; cytoskeleton. Gene Ontology annotation, molecular function: ATP binding; protein tyrosine kinase activity. Lineage: Eukaryota; Metazoa; Chordata; Actinopteri; Clupeiformes; Clupeidae.
CUAAAGGAGGGGCAGGAGGAGGGAAGGUGGAAGAGUAUGUUUCACAGAAUACUUUCCGUUUGGUCUCAAACAGUAAGGUGUGUACCAUAUGCAGCAUGUUUUCUUGCCGCCUCAAGCAGCAAGCUGGAAACCUUAAAAUCUUGAGUGUUAAGAUAAGAACAGUAAGAUAAGGGUGUUUAAGGGUUUGUUUUAAGCUGGUCUUCAGAUUGUCGAUUGGAGAGGCCCUCCUGCCUGAAUCCACAGCAGCACCAUGCAGUUCUGGAGCCUUCUCAGCUGUGCACAGGGAGAUAUUUCAAGGAUAUCACAUUACUACACAGAAUAUGACGGACACCUAGCACCCACUAACGGGAUGGCGGCGGCUUACCUGGACCCCAAGCUGAACCAUGCGCUGUGUUCAGGGGUCAAGCCCCGGCUCAGCGCGGCGAUGGAGAGGCCCCCGGGGGCGCUGGAGCGGGUGCUCAAGGUCUUCCACUACUUUGAGAGCAGCAGCGAGCCCUGCACCUGGGCCAGCAACAUCCGACACGGGGACGCCACAGACAUCAGGGGGGUCAUCCAGAAGAUCCUGGACAUCCAUAAGGUGAAGUGUGUCUCCUGCUUCGGCCUGCGCCUCAGCCACCUGAAGACGGGGGAGAUCCACUGGCUGCACCCUGACCUGGGCGUGUCCCACGUGAGGGAGCGCUACGAGCGCAUGCACCCCCAGGAGGAGUGGAGGUAUGAGCUGCGGAUACGCUACUUGCCAAAAGGAUUCCUGAACCAGUUCACAGAAGACCAGCCCACGCUCAACUACUUUUAUCACCAGGUUAAAAGUGACUAUAUCAUGGAAACGGGGGAUCAAGUAGAUCAGGACAUUGCACUUAAACUGGGCUGUCUUGAAAUCAGGAGGUUUUUCCGGGACAUGAGAGGAAAUGCACUGGACAAAAAGUCCAAUUAUGAAUUAUUAGAAAAGGACGUGGGACUAAGAAGGUUCUUCCCCAAGGGGUUGCUGGAGUCUGUCAAGGCAAAAACACUGCGCAAGUUGAUCCAGCAGACCUUCAAACAGUUCGCCAAUCUCAAUGAUGCACAGUGCAUCCUGAAGUUCUUUGAGAUCCUAUCGCCAAUCCACAGAUUUGACAAAGAAUGUUUUAAAUGUGCUCUAGGGUCCAGCUGGGUCAUAUCAGUGGAGCUGGCCAUCGGCCCUGAGGAGGGCAUCAGUUACCUCACAGACAAGGGCUCCACACCCACACACCUGGCCAACUUCACGCAGGUGCAGAGCAUCCAGUACUCCGGCCUGGAGGAGCGUGAGAGGAAGGGCAUGCUGCUGCUGGACGUGGCCGGUGCCCCAGAGCCUCUGACGGUGAUCACGUCGUGUCUGACCACAGCUGAGAACCUGGCUGACCUGAUCGAUGGCUACUGCCGUCUGGUCCACGGGGCGUCGCGGUCCUUCAUCGUCCGAGUGCACAAAGAGGGAGAGAGAGCCCUGCCCUCCAUUCCCAAAUCCACCGCAAAAGUGUCCAACCAUGACAAGCGCUUGGAGGGGGUCAGGACGAGGGCCAUCUCCGUCUCAGAGGACAUAAGCGGGGACGAAACGGAUGACUAUGCUGAGAUCGUAGAUGAAGAGGACACGUACACCAUGCCGUCGAGUAAGUGCAAGUACUAUGGAUUAGAUGAAGCCCGAGAUUAUGAGAUCCAGAGGGACAGGAUCGAGCUGGGCCGCUGCAUCGGGGAGGGUCAGUUUGGAGACGUCCACCAAGGAGUAUACCUCAGCACGGAGAACCCUGCACUGGCAGUAGCCAUUAAGACGUGUAAAAACUGCACCUCAGACAGCGUCCGGGAAAAGUUUCUGCAGGAGGCCUUGACCAUGCGGCAGUUUGAUCACCCCCACAUUGUGAAGCUGAUUGGCGUGAUCACAGAGACUCCUGUGUGGAUCAUCAUGGAGCUGUGUACCCUGGGUGAGCUUCGCUCCUUCCUCCAGGUCAGGAAGUACAAUCUGGACCUGGCCUCACUCAUCCUGUUCUCCUACCAGCUCAGUGCUGCGCUGGCCUACCUGGAGAGCAAACGCUUUGUACACAGAGAUAUAGCUGCUAGAAAUGUGCUGGUGUCCAACAUGGAUUGUGUGAAGCUGGGGGACUUCGGUCUGUCCAGAUACAUGGAGGACAGUUCCUAUUAUAAAGCUUCUAAAGGGAAACUUCCAAUUAAAUGGAUGGCACCAGAAUCCAUAAACUUCAGACGUUUUACCUCAGCCAGUGACGUGUGGAUGUUUGGUGUCUGCAUGUGGGAGAUCCUCAUGUAUGGGGUUAAGCCCUUCCAGGGGGUGAAGAACAAUGACGUCAUUGGCCGUAUCGAGAAUGGCGAACGGCUAGCCAUGCCCCACAACUGCCCCCCUACCCUCUACAGCCUGAUGACCAAGUGCUGGGCCUACGACCCCAGCAAAAGACCUCGCUUCACCGAGCUCAAGGCUCAGCUCUGCACCAUACUGGCCGAGGAGAAGGCCCAGCAAGAGGAGCGCAACCGGAUGGAGAUGAGGCGGCAGGUGACCGUGUCCUGGGACUCGGGAGGGUCCGACGAGGCGCCGCCAAAACCGUCCCGCCGGCCUUCACUCCAUCACAGCUUCAGCAUGGACUGUCUGUCUGCUGCGCCAGCGUCUGUCGGGGCUCUGCCCUUCGGCUCGCAGCUCUCGCUCUGCUUUGGGGAGCCCCCCCUGCCCCUGCCCCUGCCCUUGCACCUCCGUCCACCCGGCCAGCCCCCGCUGCUGCUGCUGCCCCAGUCCCGCCUCAGGAGGACCCCCUCUCUGCCCCCCCGGCCCCUGCUAAUCCCACAGCUGCCGCAGCACCGCCCACCACACACCUCCCCACAGCCCAGCAGGCCUGGUUACCCCAGCCCCCGCUCCAGUGAAGGAUUCUACCCCAGCCCCCAGCACAUGGGCCAGCACAACCACUACCCGAUGUCCGGUUACCCCGGCGCUCACGGAGUCCCACACAUGCCCAGUGGAGGGUACCCGCCUCAGGCGUCCGGUCUGGACACGCACGACGGCUGGAACCAUCACAGACCCCCGCAGGAGGUGCCCAUGUGGUCACCCAAAAUGGAGGACGGCGGUGCUCUGGACAUGCGGGGUCUGGGACAGGGCCUGCCUCAGCACCUGAUGGAGGAGCAGCUGAUGCUGCAGCAGCAGCAGAUGGAGGAGGACCAGCGCUGGCUGGAGCAGGAGGAACGCUUCCUGAAGCCUGACUCAAGGGCCAGCAUCGACAGGGAAGACUGCAGUCAUCAGGGUCCAACAGGAAACCAGCACAUAUACCAGCCUGUAGGCAUUAGCAAACCAGAGCAUGCAGCACCACCCAAGAAGCCUCCACGGCCUGGAGCCCCCAGUCACCUGGGCAGUGUGGCCAGUCUGACCCCAGUGGACAGCUACAAUGAAGGAGUGAAGCCCUGGAGGAUCCAGCCUCAGGAGAUCAAUCCUCCUCCCACUGCCAAUCUGGACCGCUCCAAUGAUAAGGUGUAUGAGAAUGUGACGGGGCUGGUGAAGGCGGUCAUCGAGAUGUCCAGUAAGAUCCAGCCCGCUCCUCCUGAGGAGUACGUGCCCAUGGUGAAGGAAGUGGGUUUAGCUCUGAGGACACUCUUGGCUACUGUUGAUGAGACGAUCCCCACACUCCCAGCUAGCACACAUCGAGAGAUUGAGAUGGCCCAGAAGCUGCUCAACUCGGACCUGGCUGAGCUGAUCAACAAGAUGAAGCUGGCCCAGCAGUACGUCAUGACCAGCCUGCAGCAGGACUACAAGAAGCAGAUGCUGACGGCCGCACACGCCCUGGCCGUGGACGCCAAGAACCUCCUGGACGUCAUCGACCAGGCGCGCCUUAAGAUGAUGGGCCAGCCACGGCCCCACUAGAACUGACCCGUUGGCUGAAGGGUCGCAGGCCCACAGGGGGGGACGGGCUGCCUGUUCUUGGUGGACGGAGCUUGGCACCGAAGCGGGCAAGUGGCCCUCCUCCCCCAGACUGCCUCACACCAGCAUGUAGGACUCCACAUUGGACUCUUGAGAAAGAGGGAACGAGGAGACGCCACUUCCAAGAAACUAACUACUGACUCCUCUGCCACACCAGAUGAACAGACUUCUGGCUGAUGGCAAGGCUGCUGUAAUCUAUUGUGCGUGUAUGUAUGUAUGUGUGUGUGUGUGUGUGUGUGUGUGUGUGUGUGUACUUUGGUUGUGUUGCUCAAAGGCCAAGUGGCACUCUGGAGUGAACAUGUUUGAUCACCUGGAUCAGGGUGAAGGAGCCUGGAUGGAUUAACUGGAACGUUUGCACUGAUCACCUGGUGAAACUCUGACACUUCCACUCACGCUCUCAGUAUCGGUCACCUGUCAGUGUGUGUUCAUUUCAGCUCAAAGCCAGACAGCCCUGGCCAUCUCCAAACCUACUAAAGCAACCGAGUAAAUAAAACCAUCACAAAGUAA